UCCAUCACCAUCAUCCACUACUUCAUAAAACAAACAAACAAACAUUUGAUUCAAGUGAAUCCUGGUUUGAAUUGUUUUUUUUUAUCUAGUUUCAUCAUCUAGUAUUUUUGUAUAUCCUGUUCACAUGUACGCGGUGUUAAAUUUGAAAUUAUAGCGUGUGCUUUUCGUUACAUAAUAUCAAUCAAUUUGAUUUGAAUAAUGAAGAAUUAUUUAUUGUCAACAAUUUUAUUAUUGUUAUUUUGUUGUGGACGAUUGUCUGUGAAAAUUAUUGAUGCAAAACAACAAUCAAUUAUUGGAACAUCGGACAAUCAUCAUCAUCCUGCACAAACACCCGAUGCAACAGCCAAUGAUGAAGAAGCUUUAGCAGCUGAAGAUGCAGCCGCUGCUGUUGCUGCCGUUUCACAUUUAAUCGAUCGUCAUGUUUUUCAUUAUCAAGAAUGGUCAUCAAAUUUAAACUAUACAAAAUUGCUUAAAAAUUGUUCCUAUGUUGAUAAUGAUUUAUUUUGUGAUUGUGAUUUAUUGUCCCGUACAUUUAUCUGUUAUAAUGUACAAUCGGUUGAUCAAAUUCGUCGAGCAUUUGAUCAUCUAUUGAAUUCUACACGUUCUAUCUAUUGGAAUCGAUUAGAGAUUCAUUGUAUAGAACCAUAUUCUAAUGAUGAUCCAACGGCUACUAGUUCAGAUAAUUCUGGUACAACAAAACAAUCAACCAUACCACCAAAUAAAAGUUUUCAUAUUUCAUAUGAAUUGUUUACUGAUGGUCCUCGUUUUGAUUCAAUAUUAUUUGUGGGUGAUUGUUCAAAACCACGACAUUAUGAUAAUUUAAUUGCUGUCGAUCGUGAUGUACAACAAAUUAUAAUGCAUAGAAAUAUGUUACGAAUGUCUACAUCUUGUAGUCUAUUUCAACCGAAAUUUGAACGUCUAAAUGAACUUAUACUUAAAGAUUGUCUUGUUGCUGGUGAUAUGAUUUCAUCAACAUUUUCUACUCGUUGUCUUGGCCAUUAUGGUACACGAAAUGAACCGAUGCAAUUGUUCAAAUUGAUCAUAACAUCAUGUAAUAUUUCAUUGAUUGAAAGUGGUGCAUUCUAUAAUUUUGCCGAACUUGAAUUGAUUGAUCUAAGUCGAAAUCAGAUUACACAUUUAUCACGUCAAGCAUUUGCACCACAUCUUUAUCGUUUACGUACAUUAAAACUUGACCAUAAUAAACUGACAAGUUUAAAUGGAGAAUUUUUCGAAAAAUUACCCGAACUUCGUGAAGUUUUACUAUCGGAAAAUCGUCUUACAACUUUACCAUUUUUGCCAAGUGCCGGACCAGGCGUUGCUCAAGUAUUACAAUUGAGUGAAAAUCCUUGGGAUUGUCGUUGUCGAUUGACAUGGAUUUUAGAAGAACCAAUGGAUUCAGUUAGAUUAAUAUCCGAUGAACCACGUUGUGAAACUCCUAUAAAUUUUCAAAAUCAAACCCUAUUCAAAGGACUACAAUUAGUGAAACAAACUUUUUGCUAAAUCAAUUUAACAAAAAUCAUCAUACAAAAAAUCUAAUAAAUAAAUAAAUUCAUGUUACAAACAAACAUUUAUAAAUUCGUGUUCAUAAU
Dermatophagoides pteronyssinus (European house dust mite) is the source of this 1589-nucleotide messenger RNA. RefSeq lists its product as uncharacterized. Gene Ontology annotation, cellular component: plasma membrane. Lineage: Eukaryota; Metazoa; Arthropoda; Arachnida; Sarcoptiformes; Pyroglyphidae. Gene Ontology annotation, molecular function: protein binding. The record is from RefSeq and is a predicted model, not a curated record.